AUGGCCGAGCAAGGCACGAUGUACCACGAGAUGUACCGCAAUGCGAGCAUCGGCGGUACACUUGCAGACACACUCGACGACCUUAUUAGCAGCCGUCGUAUCGAGCCUCAGCUUGCCAUUAAGAUCAUGGCCAACUUCGACAAGGCAAUCGCGCAGAUUCUUGGUGAAAAGGUCAAGGCAAGAAUGAGCUUCAAGGGACAUCUCGACACGUACCGUUUCUGCGAUGAUGUGUGGACUUUCAUACUCAAGGACGUCAAGGUCAAAUUGGACAACUCGCAGCAGAUUGAGGUCGAGAAGGUCAGAAUCGUCAGCUUGCUGAACGCCAACUCCGCCUCCAACAGCGGAAAGAAGUAG
This is a messenger RNA of Aureobasidium namibiae CBS 147.97, 354 nucleotides long. RefSeq names its product transcription initiation factor IIA, gamma subunit. Gene Ontology annotation, molecular function: RNA polymerase II general transcription initiation factor activity; TBP-class protein binding. The record is from RefSeq and is a predicted model, not a curated record. Gene Ontology annotation, biological process: RNA polymerase II preinitiation complex assembly; transcription initiation at RNA polymerase II promoter. The transcript has 3 exons. The coding region runs from base 1 to 354 and encodes 117 amino acids. Lineage: Eukaryota; Fungi; Ascomycota; Dothideomycetes; Dothideales; Saccotheciaceae. Gene Ontology annotation, cellular component: transcription factor TFIIA complex.